AAGAAGUACAAGCCCGUCGCGCAGAAGGUGCGUGCAGUCCUCGGGACGUGCCCGGAGAAGUUCCGCAUAGAACGCCACAUCACGGGGGACCCUCUCGCUACGAUGCCGAAGCUCUCGCCAACACCCCCACCAUUCGUACCAACUGGUCGCUACACACAGGAGCGUGAGGAGGCCUUCGACAAGGCUCACGGCGACGACUUCCUGUGGGCGGAGGAGAAGAAGCUCGUCCAUUACUUCAUGAGCGUCCACAACGACGGUUUCGCAUGGAGCGACGACGAGCGCGGGUGUUUCAAGUCAGAGUUCUUCCCGCCUGUCGGGGUUCCGGUCCUUCCGCACACGCCAUGGGUGGAGAAGAAUAUUCCUAUUCCGCCGGGCCUGUACAAGGAAGUGUGCGAUAUGCUCAAACGCAAGAUCGCGGCCGGAGUCUACGAGCCGUCCAACUCCUCUUACCGUUCGCGGUGGUUCUGCGUCCUGAAGAAGGACAAACACUCGCUACGCAUC
Messenger RNA from Trametes versicolor FP-101664 SS1, 501 nucleotides. RefSeq lists its product as uncharacterized. The transcript has a single exon. NCBI's taxonomy places the organism in Eukaryota, Fungi, Basidiomycota, Agaricomycetes, Polyporales, Polyporaceae. The record is from RefSeq and is a predicted model, not a curated record. The annotation marks the transcript as partial.